CCCCCAAAAGCUACCAUUGCCUUCUCAACCUCCCCAAAAAUUCAAACCCAAAAGCCAAACUUAAACUCAACUCUCUCUCUUCAUAUGUAUAUACCUCAAUAUAUGGCUACAUUCAAACCCUGUUCAUGGGAUUUAACUAAAAAAACACAUUAGACCAAACCCAUCUCUCUCUCCCUCUCAAAAUUGUAAAUUGACAUGGCUCUUGUUAAUAAACUUCCUUCAAUCUCUUCUUCUUCACCUCAAUUCAGAAAACCCAGUUCCUUCAAUUUGAACCCAGUUUGUUCCAUACACUACACCUCCUCUUCUUCCUCACCCUUCACAGAAAAUCACUCCAUUGAGCGCUACCAAAGAGACAACUGGCUGUACAAGAACCAAUUGGACCAACCCAUUUCCUGCCCUGUCCCACCUGAUCCGGACUCAAUCCGGGACUACGACAUAGCUCUGCAGCUUCCCGAGCUGAAGAGGCUGCUUGAGGUGUUGAGAGAGAAGAGAGAGAGUGGUGGGUUUGGAGGAGAGAGAGGGAGAGGACCCGGGAACGUGUUCUUGGUGGGUACAGGACCCGGUGACCCGGAACUGUUGACUGUGAAGGCUGUGAGAGUGAUUCAGAGCGCUCAUCUUUUGUUGUAUGAUCGAUUGGUGUCCAAUGAGGUGUUGAAUUUGGUGGGUGAUGAUGCUAGGCUUCUCUACGUUGGCAAGACUGCUGGGUACCAUAGCCGAACCCAGGAGGAGAUUCAUGAGUUGCUUUUGAGUUUUGCGGAAGCUGGGGCUACUGUUGUAAGACUUAAAGGAGGUGAUCCUCUGGUGUUUGGAAGGGGUGGGGAGGAGAUGGAUUUUCUGCAGCAACAAGGGAUUCAAGUGCAAGUCAUUCCAGAAAAAUCUUACCUGUUGCUUCCUCACAAGCGGGAAUCUCCUGAUGUAAUUGAAGCGAGUAUUACUGCUGCCUCAGGAAUAGCAGCAGAGCUGGGCAUUCCAUUAACUCACCGGGGUGUUGCAAAUAGUGUUAGAUUUCUUACUGGCCACUCUAGGAAAGGAGGAACAGACCCCUUGUUUGUAGCAGAAAAUGCAGCUGACCCUGAUUCAACCUUGGUUGUUUAUAUGGGUUUGUCAACUCUUCCUUCACUUGCCUUCAAAUUGAUGCAUCAUGGUUUGCCACCCAAUACACCAGCCGCUGCAGUUGAGCGAGGGACUACACCACAACAACGUGUGGUUUUUGCUGAACUAAAGGAUCUUGCUGACGAAAUUACAUCAGCCCAAUUAAUAUCGCCUACACUCAUCAUUGUUGGGAAAGUUGUUGAACUUUCACCAUUCUGGCCCUAUUCUUCUAAAGAGGCUUCCUUCUUGGUAGAGGCUAGAUAACAUAUUUGAGGCAUGGGAAUGAUAACUUUUUUGUUUUUGUUUUUUUUUCUUUCCGUUAUUGCUGCCUUCAAGCUUCCUUCUGGUAUUUGAAUCUGAGUGCUCGUGGAUUGGUGUGCAUCUGGGUCAGAUAUCAUAUCUCUCAAUGUUUUAGAUUGAGAAUGUGAAGAAUUAAUCUACAAAGAGAAUUGAAAUUUUUGAUGCUUCGCUUAGUCUCAUGGCAGAUUGCAAGCUUCUGUUUUUAUUUCCUUUUUAGAUUUGUACUAUCCAAAUGGGUAGGAUAAACUUUUUCUGAUAAGUCAUUAGAUUGAGCCUCACUUUGUAAUGUGGAUAGCAUUCGAAUUUUGCCAAUUUCUUCCAGUAAUUUUUUUGUUAUUUUUAAGCUUCUCAGAUGGGAUGUUUAUGCACUACUAAAGAAUUACGCCCA
Molecule: messenger RNA, 1780 nt
Organism: Camellia sinensis
Lineage: Eukaryota; Viridiplantae; Streptophyta; Magnoliopsida; Ericales; Theaceae
Source: RefSeq, a predicted model, not a curated record